AUGCAGAGCCUCAGGCCGGAGCAGAUUCGGGGGCUACUGGAGCCCGACAGGGCCAAGACGCUGCUUCCCCGGGAGAGCAGGGCCUGGGAGAAGCGUGCCACCCUCGCCAAAGACUGGGUGGCUGUGGAGGUUGGGGCCACCAGCUGUGACGGUGACAAGAGAGGUCUGUCUUCUCAAGAGCCUGGGCUGGCCCAGGAGUGGAACGCGGUGGAGGGAGAUGACGAGUCAGAGGACUCUCAGGGCUUUGUGGAGUGGUCGAAAGCUCCACAACAAACGACCAUAGUCUUGGUAGUGUGUGUCCUGUUUUUGUUCCUGGUUUUAACAGGGAUGCCUAUGAUGUUCCACAUUUAA
This is a messenger RNA of Callorhinus ursinus (northern fur seal), 351 nucleotides long. The record is from RefSeq and is a predicted model, not a curated record. Lineage: Eukaryota; Metazoa; Chordata; Mammalia; Carnivora; Otariidae.